Messenger RNA from Torulaspora globosa, 579 nucleotides. RefSeq lists its product as uncharacterized. The record is from RefSeq and is a predicted model, not a curated record. NCBI's taxonomy places the organism in Eukaryota, Fungi, Ascomycota, Saccharomycetes, Saccharomycetales, Saccharomycetaceae. The transcript has a single exon. Bases 1 to 579 code for a protein of 192 amino acids. Gene Ontology annotation, biological process: cellular response to oxidative stress.
AUGACUGCCGCAAACUACUUGAAAGCCGUGGCUUCCCGUCGUACCGUCUAUGCUUUAAAACCUGAAUUACCUUCAGGUGUCAACAUUAACGACGUACAGGCGGUGGUUCAAGCUAUUAUCAGAGACACUCCAACAAGUUUCAACUCGCAGGUGAACCGUGCAAUCAUCCUGACCGGUAAAGCCCACAAAGAAGUUUGGGACCGCGUAGUCGAGAGCAUUCCUGGCGAAUCUGGCAAGAAAAGACCUCAAUCAGCCAGGGACGAGGCUUACGGUUCAGUCAUCUUCUUCACUGAUGACGUCGUGACCGAACAAUUGCAGGCCAAGUUUGCUGCUUUUGCAGCAGCUUUCCCUCAAUUUGCAGACCACUCCUCCGGUGCUGCUCAAAUUCAUACCUGGACUGCUCUCAGAGAAUUGGGACUGGGCGCACACUUGCAGCACUACAACGGCUAUGUCAAGGCGGCUCUUCCCAAGGAAAUCCCAGCAACCUGGAACGUUCACGCCCAAUUGGUGUUUGGUGUUCCUGCUGCCGAACCCGGAGAGAAGACCUUCGAAGAAAACCCCGUCAAAAUCUAUUCUUAG